This is a messenger RNA of Cryptosporidium ubiquitum, 1164 nucleotides long. RefSeq names its product actin. The coding region runs from base 1 to 1164 and encodes 387 amino acids. The transcript has a single exon. NCBI's taxonomy places the organism in Eukaryota, Apicomplexa, Conoidasida, Eucoccidiorida, Cryptosporidiidae. The record is from RefSeq and is a predicted model, not a curated record. Gene Ontology annotation, biological process: microtubule-based movement.
AUGCAUGAUAUUGGCACAAGUAAAAACUAUAUAAUAAUUUCAGUUGGAAGACGACAUGUAAAAGCAGGCUUUUCAAAAAAAAUGGAACCAUUUGUAAUUCUGCAAACAAACGAACUUUUUUCCAAGUGUGUGGAUAUUUUGGAAAUCGCCGGUAAUAAUACAACUUUCUCAGAUGAAUCAAGCUAUGUAACAGUUUUUAAAGAUUCUAACAACUGGAAAAGAAGCUGGAGCUCUUUAAUACGCAUGUUAUAUACUGACUAUUUAAUGUCAAAUCCUAAGGACUACCCAGUAAUACUACUAGAGAGACCGUUUUUUCCAAUAGAACUUUCUAAUUAUAUUACACGAAUUCUAAUUGAAAAUUAUCAGGUUCCUGGAGUCAGAAGAGUUAGUGAGCCAAUAGUGAGUCUUUUCACAACAGGAUUUAAAACAGGGAUAGUGGUUGAUAUAGGAACAAACGAAACAAUCAUUUGCCCUGUUUAUAAUGGAUAUCCUAUUGAAUAUAAUGUUAAAAUUAUACAUUGUGGGUAUGAUGAUUUUAAGAAAAAAUUUAAGAGUGAAUUAUUUGCUCAAUAUAAAGAAAAUCCAGAAGAAGGCAUAGUUAAAGGGAUAAACAAUGACUUAAUGGAUGAUAUUAUCUUUCAGAGUGGAAUAGUCAAUUGUGAAUUAAGUCAUGAUAAUGAAAACAUAAAUAUUUCAGAUUUUAAAUAUGAAUAUUUACUAAUAAAUAAUCAAUAUAUUAAUUUAAUUGUUGACAAAAAUACCAGAACCAUGCCUUUUGAGAUUUUCUUCGGAGAUAAAGUAUCUUCUAAUGUAGAAAUAAUUCACCACAUUGUUUUGGAUGGUAUUAUCCAAGUUUUAAAAGAUUCUAAUGUUGAUAUUAGAAAAGAGCUUUCCCAAAAUAUACUAAUUUGUGGUGGGAUUGCCUCAGCUCCAGGCUUUGAAAAGAGGGUUUCUUCCGAGCUUGAAGAAUUAAUUUCAAAUGACAAGCUAUUAAAGCCUUUGGCUGAUCACUUCUUCGUCACUUGCCCUCCAAUUUCACCUUUUAUCAGAUCAUACUAUGGUGCAGCUAUUAUGCUUCAAAAUGAAAAACCCAAUUAUAAUUUUGAAAGCACAGAUUUACAAACAAUCACCUCUAAAAUUAAUUCUAAGUUAGAAAUUGUGUAA